AUUCACGGUGGUUCCGGUUGUCGCGGGGGCGGUGGGAGAGGAGGCAUGAGGAGUGCUGAUUAGCUUCAGUGAGCGCACCAGGAUGUGCAGGCCGGGGGCUGCAGGCAGGCCGAAGGGGGAGGGAAGGAGCAGCCUGUGAAACGGGGUGACAGUGGCGACCAGCCCGGGCGGGGACCGGGACUGGAAGAGACGCUUGAGCAGCCGGCUGGUCCGGCGGCUGGGCUACGGCGGGGGUCGCGGGUACAGAGAGAACAUUCAGCUGACUCUGCCAGGGCAGGAGGGACGAGAAGAGUCGUCCUUACAGUUAAAGACGAGGGCAAAGUCAGGUUUGGAAAAAAGGGAGUCUUAGGAAGUGGCCGGAAGUGGUGAGAAGCUGAUAACAGGCGUUGGUACAAGGGUCAGAAAGGAUCAGAAAGAAGGGCAGUUUGUGUAAGUAGCUGAAAGGGUCGGGUGGCAAGAAAGGUCUGUGUAAGUAAAGGAAAGGUGAGGUGUGACUAGAUAGAAAGACUAAGAAAAGACGGUGGGUGGAAGUGGAUAGAACUAGGAAAAAGUCGUGGAAGUGGCUGGGGUCCGGGAGCGGAACAGUGCUAGACUUGGCCGGAAGGCAACGGAGAAGAGCGCAAACCUGAGAGUGUUCGGAAAUUGGAACCCUUGGUGGCGAACGGGUUUCAGGACUCAGAUUCUGCCUCGGAGAGUGGGCGACGUGCGGGGGAUGUGGGAUCAGAGGCUUGUGAGGUUGGCCUUGUUGCAGCAGCUUCGGGCUGUCUAUGGCAUCAAACUCAAAAGUGGCGGUAGGCAGUGCGAUCGCAGGAAACAUGAGACAGUAGCCACGGAAACAGUGGGUAAAAUAUUUGGAGUACCUUUUAAUGCAUUGCCCCAUUCCAUUGUACCAGAAUAUGGACACGUUCCAAGUUUUCUUGUUGAUGCUUGCACAUCUUUAGAAGAGCAUAUCCAUACAGAAGGGCUUUUUAGGAAAUCAGGAUCUGUUAUUCGUCUAAAAGCACUAAAGAAUAAACUAGACCAUGGUGAAAGUGGCCUGUCUUCUGCACCUCCUUGUGAUGUUGCAGGACUUCUUAAGCAGUUUUUUAGGGAACUGCCAGAGCCCAUUCUUCCAGCUGGUUUGCAUGAAGCACUUCUCAAAGCUCAACAGUUAGGAACAGAGGAGAAAAAUAAAGCUACAUUGUUGCUCUCCUGUCUUAUGCCUGACCACACAAUUAAUAUAUUAAGAUAUUUCUUUAACUUCCUCAGGAAUGUUUCUCUUAGGUCUAGUGAGAAUAAGAUGGAUAGCAGCAAUCUUGCAGUGAUAUUUGCACCAAACCUUCUUCAGACAAGUGAAGGACAUGAAAAGAUGUCUGCUAACACAGAAAAAAAACUACGAUUACAGGCUGCAGUAGUACAGACUUUUAUUGAUUAUGCAUCAGAUAUUGGGCAUGUUCCAGAUUUCGUCCUGGAGAAGAUACCAGCUAUGCUGGGUAUUGAUGGUCUCUGUGCUACUCCAUCACUAGAAGGCUUUGAAGAAGGUGAAUGUGAAACUCCUGGUGACUGUAAGAGAAAGCGAAGGCAAAGUGUAGGAGAUUUUGUUAGUGGAGCACUAAAUAAACUUAAAUACAGCAGAACACCCUCUAUUACACCUCAACAGGAAAAAAAUGCCCAGCUAUCCGAAUCACCAGUGAUUCUUACACCAAAUGCUAAGCGUAAACUGCCAGUAGAUUCUUCUCAGGGUUUCUCAAGUAAGAAAAGGAAGUCCAUCAAGCACAAUUUUAACUUUGAGUUAUUGCCAAGUAAUCUCUUCAGCAGCAGUUCUACACCAGUAUCAGUUCACAUUGAUACAAGCCCAGAUGGGUCAUCUCAGAGAUCACUCUCUCCUGUAGCCAUCAGUGGAAAUCAUUUGAUCAGUACAGAUAUGCCAAGGCGAAGUAAAAGAAUUGCAAGCAAAAAAGUUUGCAGGGUGGAAUCAGGAAAAGCAGGCUGCUUUUCUCCUAAAAUCAGUCGUAAAGAAAAGGUUCGAAGAUCUCUUCGUUUGAAAUUUAGUCUGGGGAAAAGUAGCAAAGAUGUAAAUGGGUGUUCUCGUGUCAAUAGAUGUGAAAAUGUUGGUCGACGACUUGCAAAUCAACAAAGUUUAAAAAAUAGGGUUGGAUCUGUAAAAACAGGUCUGCUUUUUAGCCCAGAUAUUGAUGAAAGAUUAACAAAGAAAGGUUCCAAAAAGAUUAGUAAAUCCGAAGAAAACUUAUUAACUCCAGAGCGACUAGAUGGAACGAGUUACCGGAUGUUAUGGACAAGACCUAGUAAUUCAGGUUUUCGAGAAAUAGAUGCAAAUGAAGCAUCUCCAAUAGAGGAAAAUCUUGAGGUGAACAACUAUUCUUUGGAGCCUGAUAUUACAGAGGAAAAGUCAUCUAUUAAUUCAUAUGAACUCUCCCCUUCUAAUGUCCACAAUAAGCAUAAUAACAUAACCGGAAGAUCUCUUAGUGGAGAUGAAAAUAACUUGAGCACAGAGACUUUAGUGAAAAUUCAGAAAGCAUUUUCUGAAUCUGGAAGUAAUCUUCAUGCAUUGAUAAAUCACAGGCAGUCAUCAAUAACUAAUGUGGGGAAAGUAACAUUACAUGAAACACCUAGAGCAUAUAGCCCAGAGAAAAAUCUAUUAGAAACUAAUGAUUUGACUGUGAUAGGUUCAAAUGAACAUCACACUAGUAAAGGUGAAAAUAGUUUUUCAGAAAGAGACUUGUCACCAUAUCAAACUCAAAAAUUGGAUAGAGAAGCAACUAUAAAAUGUUACUUAACUCAGAUGAAGGUGGAACAGGAACAUGAAAAAAGCAUUCAUUCAGAUAUAUUAAACGAUUAUUUAAGCAAGCAAGAAUUGCCCGGUGAUGAUCAAAUAAAAAAACAGACCCCAAGAGAUAAACUAAAUACUAAGUUAAAGGAGGAGAAUAUGAUUGAAGAGAACCUACUAAAAUGCACAGCUUCUAAAGAGGAUGCGGCUAACACCUCUUCCUCAGAGCCUAGUACAUGUAAUAUAACCAACUCAUCAAAACCUAGACCCGUGAGAAUGGUUAAACAGCAGUCACUGGUGCAAACGUGUGAUAAGACGGUUUCUGAAAGAUUACAAGUAACAGAUCAUGGAAAGGUUUCAGACCACAUACAGUGGUUUAAUAAACUUUCUUUAAAUGAACCAAACAGGACAAAAGUUAAGUCACCGCUUAAGUUUCAGCGUACGCCUGUCCAUCAGUCUGUCAGAAGAAUUAAUUCUUUGUUGGAGUAUAACAGACAACCUAUAAGGCAUAAAUUGGCACAGCUUGGUGAUACUGCUUCUCCUCUGGUUAAAUCAGUGAGCUGUGACAGUGCUCUUUCCUCUUGUACAGAAAGUACAUCAAAAGAUUCCUCAAUUUCAUGUGCCCAGUCAGGUCCUGAAAAACAGAAAUCUACAUCAUGCGAAGAGUCAAAUGUUGAUGCAAUUUCAAAAUCAAGCAAGGAAUUAAUUGCUAACUCUUUCUCUCAGAUGAAGAGGCAUCCAGACUCUCUGAAUGCUUCUCUUAGGUCUCCCAGAGUUGAUAAACAGAAAGUAAUAUCGGAUGACCAAAUUAAGGUUCCCUUGGAUGAUCUGACAAAUCAUGCUGUAUUAAAAUCUGUUAUAACUAAUAAUACAGGCUUUUCUCCUGGGAUAAAUAACAGGGUCCUUAGGAAACCGUCAGAAAGAGAAAGGGCCUGGUAUAAAGGUUCUCCCAAAAAUCCUAUUGGAAAAGCUCAACUACUACCAACAAGUAAACCUGUAGACUUAUAAUUGGUAAAUGUUAUACUUGUCAUUGAUGUAAAUAAAAUUAGCAAUUGGUGAUGUGAGUUGCUACAUGUUAAUCUGUAGCUCAGGAUGGUGGUUACAUGAUUUUACUGCACACGCAAAUGGAUUCUUACAUAUAAAUGACUACUUUGUUUUUCUUAAUUAUGGCAAUAUUUUAAACUUUAAUUUUAUUAUGAUCUCUUAAAGCAGAGAUUAUACUUUAAAAGAAAUUUUUGAAAAUUGCAUGAAUUUUAUUUCUUAAGUGUGACAGGAAGAGUGAAACGAGUUGUGUCUGUUUCCUGUCAUUUUUCCUCCUAAGUCAGAUAAAUUUCUUACGAGCAAUUUCUAAUAUGUAAAGGCUUCGAAGAGAUAAGCCCUGCAAAUCUUAUUUCUUGAAUUAAUGUUUAUUAUCUUUACCAAAAUCCCUAGGAAUUAACUUGUUUCAAUAGCGUCCUAGUCCUUUAUUCCUAUUUAGGACAAAGUAAUUAGGUUUCUAUUGCCUACUGAUGUGUAGACUGUUCACUUGAAUUAAGAAUAAUGGCUAAUGACUCAAGUGCGUUCAUAUAGUAUGAUGCUUCAGGAGUAAUUGAUGACUUUUAAGCCAUAAUAUAUUUUUAAAGUAAUUUGCACAACUACAUUUGUGUCCUUUUUUGUCCAAUAUAGAAUUUAAGAUGGAGGAAUAAUUAAGCUUGAAUAAUUUAACUAAGGUGAUUUCUUACAUGCAGAUGCUUGAUUUUAGAAUUUGAAAUAGUCAUUGCAGCUCCACAUUUACUUUGGAUUCUUAUAAAAGCCUGUGAUGGUUUUGUCUUGUAUGUAAAUGUUAUUUAUUUAGCAUAGACAUUAAAGAUAACUUUCUGAAAAAUGA
This is a messenger RNA of Pteropus alecto (black flying fox), 4634 nucleotides long. RefSeq names its product Rho GTPase activating protein 11A (gene ARHGAP11A). Gene Ontology annotation, biological process: signal transduction. Bases 713 to 3775 code for a protein of 1020 amino acids. Lineage: Eukaryota; Metazoa; Chordata; Mammalia; Chiroptera; Pteropodidae. The transcript has 12 exons. The record is from RefSeq and is a predicted model, not a curated record.